AUGACACCCCAACUUCGACGAAUAGUAUCUGAUUCUCAACUCUCCCCACCUCAAAACCAAACGAAGAUCAGCUUUCAGGAUUUUUCAGCAUCUAAGACCAUUUGUUCCCUUAACAUCACACAAGAACUUCCGAAGGCAGAAACCAUCGACCAUUUGAAAGCUAACCUUAGGUUUAUUCAACAGCGGGUUAACGCAGCCCCGCAGACAGUAACACAACCUCCAACCAUCACUUUGACCACUGCUUCCGUUCCUACGACGAUUCCCCCACCUGCGGCAAUUGCAAUGGCAACCAUCACACCGCUACCGAGUUUUUACGGCGACUACGAGAAAGAAGGGGAACCUACCGACUGGUUUCGUCAGUACAGACUGUCCCUACCCAGCACCUUCAGCGACCAAGACAAGAUCAACCGUUUCGAGCUGCAGUGCACUGCAGGGAGCAUGGCAGAGGUCUGGGUGCAGAACCUGCCAUCAGCAAGUAAGGCCACAUGGGCAACGUUCACCCUGGUGUUCACGGCACGAUGGCCCCCACCAGUACAUGUCACCCUCAUGCUAGCGCAACAAAAGGAUCGUAUCAAGACUAUUACCUUGAAGGAAGAGGAUAUUGGACGGAUGAUUGAGAAGGAUAGAGGACGAGAAUGGGGACAUGUGAAGUGGGCGAAGGAGAUCGAGAGGACGGCGCAAGGAUUCGGGGAUUCAAGAUGCUUGUUGUUGGAUGUCAUCCUGGAGGGCACACCAGCUAUUCUCAGGGACCUUCUCACCGAGCAGUAUGCGUCGUGGCCUGACUUCGUCACUGACGUGAGCAGGUUGUCGUCUUCACAGCUACAAAGGGCAAAGCAGCAACUUGAAACGGAGAAGAAGUUGAGGGAAGACGUAGACCGCCUGCAGGCCCAGGCCAGUGGACAGAAGAAGACGCCGACCCCCACCCCUCAACCAGCAACCCAAGCAACAACGAUGCCCUGGUCUUAA
Suillus bovinus is the source of this 966-nucleotide messenger RNA. RefSeq lists its product as uncharacterized. The coding region runs from base 1 to 966 and encodes 321 amino acids. NCBI's taxonomy places the organism in Eukaryota, Fungi, Basidiomycota, Agaricomycetes, Boletales, Suillaceae. The transcript has a single exon. The record is from RefSeq and is a predicted model, not a curated record.